Molecule: messenger RNA, 237 nt
Organism: Penicilliopsis zonata CBS 506.65
Lineage: Eukaryota; Fungi; Ascomycota; Eurotiomycetes; Eurotiales; Aspergillaceae
Exons: 4
Coding region: 1-237 (78 amino acids)
Biological process (GO): protein neddylation; modification-dependent protein catabolic process; regulation of proteolysis
Cellular component (GO): cytoplasm; nucleus
Molecular function (GO): protein tag activity; ubiquitin protein ligase binding
Source: RefSeq, a predicted model, not a curated record
AUGUUGAUCAAAGUCCGUACCCUUACCGGCAAGGAAAUCGAGCUGGAUAUCGAGGCCGAUUACAAGGUUGCCCGUAUAAAGGAGCGCGUGGAAGAGAAGGAAGGCAUCCCGCCCGUCCAGCAGCGACUGAUUUACGGAGGAAAACAGAUGGCCGAUGAUAAGACUGCCGCAGAUUACAAGCUCGAGGGCGGUGCAACGCUACACCUUGUCCUUGCCUUGCGCGGAGGCUCCCUUUAA